GACUUUCCUGGAACUCAUUUUAUAGAUCAGGCUGUACUCAAACUCAAAGAUCCAACUGCUUCCCAAGUGAUGGGAUUAAAGCAUCGAAUGGAUUUUCUUCAGCUGAUGAUGAACUCCCAGAAUUCCAAAGACAUGGAGUCCUAUAAACCUCUUUCUGAUCUGGAGAUCCUGGCCCAAUCAAUCACAUUUAUUUUUGCUGGCUAUGAGACAACAAGCACCACUCUUACAUUUAUUGCAUAUAUACUGGCAACUCACCCCAAUGUUCAGAAGAAACUCCAGCAUGAGAUUGAUGCAGUCCUGCCCAAUAAGGUUCAGCAAGGAGAAUAAAGAUAGAAUCAAUCCUUAUACAUACCUGCCUUUUGGAUAUGGUCCUAGAAACUGCAUUGGCAUGAGGUUUGCUCUCAUUAACAUGAAGCUUGC
Molecule: messenger RNA, 420 nt
Organism: Peromyscus maniculatus bairdii (prairie deer mouse)
Lineage: Eukaryota; Metazoa; Chordata; Mammalia; Rodentia; Cricetidae
Source: RefSeq, a predicted model, not a curated record